AUGGAGUCAAAACAGUCGGGAUAUUCAGCUCAGGACACGAGAAAUUAUAGAGGACCUGCCAAGUCAAAUAUGGAAAAUUCCUAUGGCCCUGGGCAGGCUUAUGGAAAUAAGCAAAAUCCAAGAACAAAUUUUGGGAAUUCCAGGAACUAUGAUCAGAAAAUAGAUGAUAUAGCCAUUUCAAAAAAUCUAUCGUAUAUCCUGAGGCACACAGCUGAAAAAAUGAAUGUUGCCAUGGAUUCAAAUGGAUAUGUUUAUGUGGAUGACCUCCUGAAGUUGGGUAGAUUUACUGGUGUAACUGCUAAUGAUAUCAAGAGAAUUGUGAAAGAAAAUGAUAAGCAAAGGUUCUCCUUGAUAACGGAAGACGGUACCCAGAAAUUGAAGGUUCGAGCUAACCAAGGCCAUUCUCUGAAGAUGGAAAGUUUGGAUCUGAACUUAUCUCCUAUUGAAGAUCCAGACAAAUUCCCCACUGUUUUGCAUGGUACUUACUAUGGUCACUGGGAAUCGAUUCGCAAAGAGGGUUUAAAAAGAAUGAAAAGAGUGCACAUCCAUUUUGCACCUGGUCUCCCUGGAGAAAAUUGCGUCAUCAGUGGCAUGCGCUCGACUUGUGAUGUACUUAUCUAUAUUGACCUGAAAAAAGCAAUGCAAGAUGGUUUAAAAUUUUUCUUGUCGGCUAACAAUGUCAUAUUGUGUAGCGGGAAUAAAGAUGGAAUUGUUGCUCCGAAAUAUUUCUCCAAAGUGAUUGAUCGUAAACACGGAAAUUGUUUACCUCUAGAUAAGGAAUCGGGCAGUCCAAAGAAAGUCUUGCCUGUUGGAAUGUCAGAAGAGGAUCUUGUCAAGAACCAACAGUCUAAGAAAAAAACAAAGAAAUCUAAAAAUGAUAGGGAUGUGGAAAAGAAUUCACUGGACAAGGAAGCUUGUAACCCAAAGAAAAAGAAAUUGUCAGCUGUAGAGGAAGAUAAUGCCAAGAACCCAGAUGCUCAGAAUUCAACAAGUAAGAAAAAGGCAAAGAAAUCUAAAAAAGAGAAGGAUACAGAUGUGAAUUCACCAGUUGAAGCAAAAACUGCUGGGAGCAACACAGAAGCAGCAAGCAAGACAAAGCCCCCUAAAAAUGGUAAAAAUCCAACUAAUGUGGCUGAAAAACCAGGAGAGAAAUCAUCAAAGAAUGCAACCAAAAAAAAUAAAAAUCAGGACAAGAAAUCUCCAGAUAAUGAAACUUCCAAUCCAAAGAAAAAGAAAACCUCUGUUGAAGACGAUGGUCUUGGCAAGAACCAAGAUUCUAAGAAAAAAUUAAAAGAAGUAAAAAAAGGUGAAGCAGAAAAGACUACAUCAGACAAGGAAGCUUGUAACCCAAAGAAAAAGAAAUUGUCAGCUGUAGAGGAAGAUAAUGCCAAGAACCCAGAUGCUCAGAAUUCGACAAGUAAGAAAAAGUCAAAGAAGUCUAAAAAAGAGAAGGGUGCAGACGCAAAUUCACCAGUUGAAGCAAAAACUGCUGGGAGCAACACGGAAGCAGCAAGCAAGACAAAGCCCCCCAAAAAUGCUAAAAAUCCAACUAAUGUGGCUGAAAAAUCAGGAGAGAAAUCUUCAAAGAAUGCAACCAAAAAAAAUAAAAAUCAGGACAAGAAAUCUCCAGAUUUAUCGAAAGAGGCAAAGGCUGGAAAGCAAAAGAUGGGAAAUAAAAAUGCCAAUCUCAAGAACAAUGGCAAGGUGGAGGCAUCAAAGCCACCUCCAAGUAUUAUUAUUAUUGAUAGUGCUAAGGAUGACCGAAUGAAUCUACUGAAAGAACGGCCAGUUCUUGGAGUUCAUGCCUUACAACAGCAGUCAUUGAACAUAAUAUAUGUCCUAAUAUCACUACCAGGCACCGUCUUUGUGUUUGAUCCAGUUGUUUCCAAGAAAUUUCUGAAGAUGUUGCUUGAAAAUAACAAAUGUCAAAAAGUUAUGAAUGACAGCAGUGUCGUCUUUGAAAUGUAUGAGCAGUUAGGAAUUGUGCUGCAUAAAGCCCCAAUAGCUGAUAUUCAGGUACUGCAUAAGUUGAGUGAGGAGCGAUCACUGCCAACCUUGGGUGAAAUUGUUGGUGAAGUCCUUGGAAAAUCUCCCACAGUUCCUUUUGAGCCAGCUUAUGAAAAGAUGGCAGAAAAAAUAAAAGGAAAGCCCAAGUAUGUGAUGAAAACAUUGGCCCAUGUCUCAGAGUUGGUGCCUCUUUUUGAGAAAUACAAGCAUCUUCUGAAUGGCAAUGCAAAGUCAACUAUUUUUGAGAAGUACAACAGCAAGUUUGACGAAGCUACAAGAGUUAAACUUACAGGGAAUACUGCCAUAAAGAAGCCUGGUUCUCAGUCAAGCUCUACCGAAGUCCAAAAAAAGGGCAAGAAAAGUAACAAACAAUAA
Acanthosepion pharaonis is the source of this 2382-nucleotide messenger RNA. The record is from the annotation of a GenBank genome assembly. Lineage: Eukaryota; Metazoa; Mollusca; Cephalopoda; Sepiida; Sepiidae.